CACAUCAUCCAUGACACAAAAGCCUGAAAACAGACUGAUUCAUUGACUGGUCAUGAUAUAUUUGUGACAUGUUGUGUAGAUGCUUUUCAUUCACUUCGUUCCGUUUUCGCUGAAAAGGGAUUUUAAUUGUUAUUUCGUGAUUGUACAAUAAUGAGAAUCGGAGGAACCAGCGGCUGGUAUCAACCCUUAGAAACUCGAUACUUUACUUGGUUUCAGGACAGUUUAUUUCAUGGAGAAUAAUUCAGUGGUGGAAAUGGUAGAUUCUCGAGUGCAUUAUGGAGUUUUGUCUGGAGGAAACAUGUCUGCAGAACAUCAUGAUGAAGACCACACAAUGACAGAUGAAGAGUUUGAGUUUGUGGAGUUGAUACUGACCGGUGGGUCACCCUGGGGUUUUACUGUGAGAGGAGGGCUGGAGUAUCAUGAACCGCUGCUCGUUACAAAGGUGGAAGAUGGAAGUCCAGCGUCACUGGGUCGACUUCAGAUCGGUGAUGAGAUUGUCAGCGUGAACUCGCUUCUUCUCAGUGGAUACAGACAGGAGGCCAUUUGUCUGGUGAAGAGCUCUCAUAAGAUGCUCUCUCUGGGAAUAAAACGGAGGAAUGAGUCUUCAUGUAGACCUCAUUCCUGGCACUCCGCAAAACCCACAGAAAACCCAACCACAGACAUCACUAAAUCUGAACCCAACCCUGCAGCUGAACAUACCUGGCAGACAAAAUAUGAUGCAGGUUCACCAACGAAAGAUAACACCAGCUGUUGGGGACAGACAAAUCUGCGAAAAGUGUCCUGCCAGUUCAGCUCAGUGGGAAAUAUGGAAAGUGUAGAGCCCUCAACUCACGCUUUCUCAAAAGAGCCAGCGUUAUCGAACAAGCCCGAUGGUGUAGAAGAUCACCCAAUGGUUGAGAAAGCUGCCAACAAACAUAUCUCUGCAUGUAACACAUUUUUGUCAGGCUCAACUGACCACAGUGCACCUCGGGGUAUCAUCCCCACAGAGGGUAUGUUUUACAGAGGCACUCCAAAUGAGAUUGGAGUUCCCAGUGACUGCCACAGAUACCUACAGCUUCCCAUGGGAAAUGGUGGACGAGUGAGUCCCAGCAUGGAGGAUCAAGCUGGCUCCAAAUUUUCCUCUUCUGGGAGAUCAAACCAUGGGCCUGUGUGGCAUGUUCCUGAGAAUAAAUUGUUAACUAGUGCAGCUUCAUCUGCACCACCUCCUCCACUGCGUAGUGAUAGUUUCACUGCCACCAGAGUUCAUGAGAAGACCAUGGUGGGGUCCUUUCCUGAAGGACUUCCUGCUUUUCCACAACAGAAGUCUCACUGUAGAGCUGUGGACAGACCGUUUGAUGACCACCAUGCCAGUGACAGAGGACAUGAAGUGAGACGUAGUUUUAACCUACCUAUAAAGAAAGAAUUUCUUCAUCCAUAUCUUUCAGUUGAGAACUACAAGCCAAAUCAGCAAAACCCUAAUAAACAGUUUUCCCAUUCAAGCACUGAUGUAAGACAAGGCCAGAACCCAUUUACAUAUGAGCUUCAGCAUCAGAGACAACACAGCGAUGAGAGUCCUUUCUCCAUGUACCCAGGUACUACAUACACACCAAAGACCCAGAGCAUUGGGAACUACUACCGAAGCCUUCAAGAUCUGCCUAACAACACAGGCAGUCGAAACCAAGGGAGAACCUCGACAGCUUCCCUCUCGAACACAGCUUUUGACCACAACCAUGAAGGCCAGUCUCAUUUUCGUUACUACUGCAUCACUGCCCAGCAGCCAUCCUUGGAAUCAUCUACCUUUGCACAGGGAUGGAUGGGUGAUGAAUGGAGGUCAGAUACAGGGACUACACAAGGUGUCACAGAAAGAAGCUUUGUUGGUUCUCAGAAGGUCAUAAAGACAAAGUAUCCCCAACCCUACCUUAGUCUUCCUGAGAAAAAGAGCUCCAGUGGUUACAGCAAACAGCAGACCAUCAGUCUUCCCUCAAGCGAAGCUGCAUCUCUUGGACCAGAUCAUGUUAUCUCAAAGUCCAGCUCUGGAGAGAGGGAAAGAGAGGGUCAAAAGAAGAAAUUUGCAGAUAUUAAGCAGCAGCCCUCCAGGCAGGAAUUAAACCACCAGGCAGAGCAUAAAAACCCUGUCUCCACUUACCACCAAGACAAUCCAUGGAUCAUCAAGCAAGAUCAAAAGUUCUGUCCUCAGAAGACCCCCAUGUUGCAUUCUUUGGCCCAGGAGAGCAAGAAGAUGGCAGACAGAUCAAUAAUAACAUCCAAAGUAGGAGGCCACCAAGAAACAACUGAUUCCCUUGGUGGCAAACAGGGAAGAAGGAGUGAUCGCUACGCAACUACUCUGCGCAAUGAAAUCCAACAGAAGAAAGCGCAGCUGCAGAAAAGCAAAAGUGCAGCUACCUUGACCUGCCCAAGUGAAGUUGAGGAGGACUCUGGUAUCUGGAAGUCCAAUGAGACCUCUACAUCCUCAUCUGAUGGUUCCUUCACCAACACCUACAAGGAUCAUCUGAAGGAAGCCCAGGCAAAAGUUCUGAAGGCCACAUCUUUUAUGAGGAAAGAUCUGGAGCUCCCUGGGAAUGAAGCUUCACCUGGCCAAGCGCCCAACCGGCUUGGGCCCGUUCAUGGCCAAGUCACGCGCAUUGGAGGACGCAAACGGUUUUCCAUGGAUAAAAAAAUACAUUCUUUCUCUGAACCAGACAAGAUCAAUGAAGUAGGAGUUGAAGAUAAACUUGUGUCCUUUGUGGACCGAUAUAAAUUCUUUGAAGAUUCCUGUAGGCUGACCCUCCAGAAGCCUAUUCCAAAGCAGUCCCUGCUUGGUCCCAGUGAAGACCUUGAUGAGAGAAAGAGCAAAUUAACUGGUGACAUUGAAAGAAUCCUCAGAGCUCCCAUCAAACAGAGUAAAUCAAGUCAUUCUGACCUUAAUGCUGAGGAGCAACAACGGCUGGGUACAUUUGCUGAAUACGAAGCUACAUGGAACCUGAAGAAGAAGCCAUUGGAAAGAAGAACCACUGGCAGAUAUCGCUCAGCUGAAAACAUUCUGGACUCAGGCUUGGAUGAAUCCAACAGUGCAGUGUGUAUUCACGGAAGAUCUCGUUCCUCACCUUCUGCUGACUUCUAUGGUCAGAAUAUCCCUCUGCCACCCAGACAGUCUCCUGUGGAAUCUCCAUCGGAAUGCAAGGACCAACAGGAGACCUGUAUCACCAGUCUAUCUGAAGCCGAGCAUGAUCCUGUUAUCAUCUCUGAGCCUCUGGAGUCAAUCACACUGAAUGUUCUGGAAAAAGAACACACAACAGCUCCUCUUCUUUUGAACCAGAGACUAAGACCUGAUUCCAGGCACCCACCACCCCUCUCCUCACAUCAUUUCCAGGUUCCUAUGUCUGGGCAGAUACUUCCAAAAAACAAAAUGCUUGAACCACAGAGGUCUGCCCAGGUUAGAAUGGACAAACAGCUGGAAACCAUGGGCCCUUCCAGAGUCACACAGGAAGUGCAGCCCAUUGCACAGGGCAUCACAGCAGUUCGAACUCCUUCCCCUGAUCCAACUCAAGGAUCCACAAGACCCUGUUCUACACAUUGCCCUUCAGAACACCUGGAGAGAGACAUGUUCUUGACUACAGAACCAGAAAACUGUCAGAAAUCAGACAGCGGGGGGCUGUUUUCUCUUUUAGGUCGUUCCUCCAUUUCUCCCCAGAGGAAUGCUGACCUGACCAUAACCUCAGCCAACAGAGCACGUUCUCCAUCUCCACAGUUUAUUCCACAAAGACUUACAGAUGAACCUCUGACAACUGUGCAGAAAAAAUAUCUACACAGUUAUAAGACGGAGGAAACACCAGAACCAAACACUGCUGGGCGCAAAGUCCCCAUACAGACUGUCUAUUUAGAGAACGGUUCCGAAAGAGACCGAAGAAACUAUCUGUUACAUGGUGAAACAUCGGGAGACUCUGAGUUUCUUAUAACUUCCCAACUAAAACAACUAGAUUCUCCAGAGCAACCCAAGUCACUGUUUAGUGCCUGUGCUCGCCCGGAUCCCAACAGAAACACUGACGGGACUUCCUCACAACAUCAAAUCGACAACGAAACAGUAUUAGAAAACACAGAACCAGUGAGGACCGACGGUGGGUCCGAGCACUCUGAAGAGGACUUAAAAAGAGAGGAACUGGCCAGAGAUAUCAUGGGAAAGGACAAGAGUCUGGUGGACAUUUUGGAUCAGAGUAAGAUGAAGACCACUAUGGAUCUGAUGGAGGGAAUCUUUCCUCAAGGGGAACAGCUCCUGGAGGAGGCGCAGCUAAGGAGGAAGGCCACCUCCAAACAGACACCUCCCAAAAAUACACAGCAGAGGGUGGAAGACAGUUUGGCUUCAUCAGUGUCAUUAGUGAGCAGUUCGUCAUAUUACAGCACAUCGGCACCCAAAGCUGAGCUGCUUAUAAAGAUGAAGGAUCUUCAAGAGCUCAUGGAGGAGCAGGAUUCGGAAGAUGAACUUGAUUAUGACCUUUCCAGCAAGAAGCAAGAGUUGAUCGACAGCUUAAGCAAGAAGCUUCAGGUUCUGCGAGAUGCCCGUGAAAGCCUUCAAGAGGAUGUACAGGACAAUAAUCUUCUCGGAGAGGACGUGGAGUCCAACGUACAGACUGUCUGCAAGCCAAACGAGCUAGAGAAGUUCCGCAUGUUUGUGGGGGAUCUGGAUAAAGUGGUCAGUCUUCUGCUGUCACUGUCCGGCAGACUCGCUCGUGUGGAAAACGCCCUGAACAACCUGGAAGAGGGAACGUCAGCUGACGAGAAGAACACUUUGACAGAGAAACGGAAACUACUGAUUCGCCAGCAUGAAGAUGCUAAAGAACUGAAGGAGAACUUGGACAGAAGGGAACGUUUAGUGUUAGACAUUCUGGACAGUUGCCUGAGUGAAGAGCAUCUCGCAGACUACAAGCACUUUGUAAAAAUGAAGUCAGCACUGAUUAUUGAGCAACGCAAACUGGAAGACAAGAUCAAACUGGGUGAAGAGCAGCUCAAAUGUCUGAUGGACAGUCUGCCACUGGACCAGAGACUACUGUACUGAACAAUACUACACUCUAUACUAAUCUAUUCUGUGUUGUUCUGGACUGUACUACUCUCUGAUCAUCUAUAGUGAUCUAUAAUUAGCUAUACUGGACAAUACUACAACCUGAUAAACUAUAAUGAUCUAUAUACUGUGCUAUACUGAAUAAUACUGUGCUCUAUACUAAUCCAUACUGUGAUAUACUAAACUAUACUACAUUCUGAUAAACAAUACUACACUAUACUGCUCUAUACCAGACAAUACUACACUCUGAUCAACUAUACUAAUCUAUGACUGGACAAUAGCACACUGAACUGCAGUAUAGUAUAUAACUAUACUGAUAUAUACUGUGCUAAACUAAACAAUAAUACACCCUAUACUGAUCUAUACUACACUUCACCAGACAAUACUACACCCUAUUAAACUACCUAAUCUAUGCUGCACUGUACUGGACAAUACUAGACCCUUAUAUACUAUACUGAUGUUUACUGGACAAUACUACACUCUAGUGAUCAAUACUGCACUAUACUGGACAAUACUAGACCCUGAUAAACUAUACUGAUCUAUACUAAACAACAACACACUCUAUAGUGAUCAAUACUACUCUAUGAUAAACUAUUCUUAACUAUGCUAUGCUUGACUAUCUGUAUUUUAUAUCAGCUUGUGUGAAUUAAUUUGAUUUCUUAAUACUAGCACAAAAUAAGUUCCCAUUACUGCACAAAUGCUCUGGAAGUGCUGUAUGGAAAUGCUACAGUAUAUGCCUUUUUGUAUGACUGAUUUUCAUUGAGUCCAGUUUUCCAUAAUAUAGCAUUUUUAUCAUAGUUGAAUUCAUGCUUUGAAUUUUCAGGCAUAUGAAAUCUUCUGUUGUUUUUUAAGGAUCUCUUUUUAGUCCACAUAAAAGGUUUUUUUCUACCUGUAAUUCUGAGUGUAAUUGUAUUUACAUGUUUAUCUCAUUUAUUUUGGUACUGAAUGACAGAUAGAGCAGUAUAUAAGGGUGCUAAUAACAGAAAGGUUACUUAGACAUUAGAUCUUGUUGCAUCUGUUUCUUCUUUACAAACAGCAAACUGUACAUUUAAUAGCUUGAUAUUUUCUUUCUGGAAUAAUGUUCAAUUGGUGGAAAGCAGCUUUAGAGAUGGACUGAUGGGCUGUAUUCCAAAAUAACCUAUUAGUGAAAUUUGUGGCCAAUAUUUCUGCUAUUCCCUUCUCACUGUGAACGAAAUUAAUUGUAUGAACUAUUUCAUGCUGGCAAGCAAAAUAUUGUUCAUAGACUGCAGUGUACUUCUACUAAAUUAAAUUAAAUGAAAACAUAUAUUGCAACUUUUUUAUUAAACUAAAUAAUGAUUAUCACUUACUCCUUGAAAAUGCUUCAUAAUAAUAAUGCUAUAUUUUGUAA
Messenger RNA from Xyrauchen texanus (razorback sucker), 6401 nucleotides. RefSeq names its product protein Shroom2-like. The transcript has 10 exons. Lineage: Eukaryota; Metazoa; Chordata; Actinopteri; Cypriniformes; Catostomidae. Gene Ontology annotation, molecular function: actin filament binding. The record is from RefSeq and is a predicted model, not a curated record. The coding region runs from base 230 to 5029 and encodes 1599 amino acids. Gene Ontology annotation, biological process: actin filament organization. Gene Ontology annotation, cellular component: apical plasma membrane; cortical actin cytoskeleton; adherens junction.